This is a messenger RNA of Musa acuminata subsp. malaccensis (wild Malaysian banana), 2746 nucleotides long. RefSeq names its product chloride channel protein CLC-e. Lineage: Eukaryota; Viridiplantae; Streptophyta; Magnoliopsida; Zingiberales; Musaceae. Gene Ontology annotation, biological process: chloride transport; transmembrane transport. Gene Ontology annotation, molecular function: voltage-gated chloride channel activity. Gene Ontology annotation, cellular component: chloroplast thylakoid membrane. The record is from RefSeq and is a predicted model, not a curated record.
CAUCCAAUCAUUUUAUUUUCUUGUUAUUCUCAUUGACUUCCUCCUAUUCCCUUCUCUGGAGACAUCUGCCGUUGCCGCUGCCGUCCUGUCUCCUGCAAUUGCGCCGUCGACAUCGUAGCUCGCCCUUCCGCGGCAUAAAGUCUAACCACCAAAUCGAGUCCAUAAGCCUGGCCGGUACAUGGCCUCUGUCUCCUGCUUCGGAGGCCGUCAUCAUACUGUUCGUCGUCGAAGCAACAUCUCCCGUCGCCCUAUUAUCACAAUAAUAUCCAUCACCUUCUCCUCCUCCUCCUCAUCAUCAUGUUCUGGUUUCUUUUCUAUGCCGCUAAGUCUUCGCCGUCGUAAUUCCACCCGUCCAAGGCCUAUUUCAGUAAUCAGGUGCUCUUCCAGCUUUCCUGGACCAACCGAUUCCGAUGAAUCCCCUCGCGAUCUUGGAGGCGGAGCAGGCAGGGAUGCCAAGCAAGUGAAGGAGGAGACUGUGGACCAUCGUCUCGGGAAGGAGCAGCAGCUCGGUACCAGGGUGGCCACUGCCAUGGGAGAAGCAAUGCCAACCAAGGAUUUUGUUACCAUAGCCGCCUGUGUGGUUGGCCUUCUCACCGGUGUUUGCGUCGUCCUCUUUAACAAUGCGGUGCACGAAAUACGUGACUUCUUUUGGGAUGGAUUACCAUUGCGAGGUGCCUCAUGGUUAAGAGAGAAGCCUCUUGAGGAAAUUUGGCAAACAGUUAUUCUAGUUCCUGUUUGUGGGGGUGUUAUAGUUGGCAUCUUGAAUAGUCUGCAGGAUUCUUUAAAAGACCCAUCAGGCAGAAUGGUAUCAGAUGUAAAGGAAGCAAUAAGACCAAUUUUGAAGACCAUAGCUGCUUCUGUCACCCUUGGAACAGGGAAUUCAUUAGGGCCUGAGGGUCCUAGUGUCGAAAUAGGUUCAGCCAUAGCUAAAGGAAUCAGUCAUGUUUUUGAGUGGCGUGGUGGAAAGAGUUUGUCUCUUGUAGCAGCUGGAUCAGCCGCUGGAAUUUCAUCAGGUUUUAAUGCUGCUGUUGCUGGAUGCUUCUUUGCUGUGGAGUCUGUCCUAUGGCCUUCAACAGCAGAUCCAUUCUUGUCCCUUUCAAAUUCAACAUCAAUGGUAAUACUCAGUUCUGUCAUAGCAUCCAUAGUUUCAGAGGUCGGUCUUGGUUCUGAUCCGGCUUUUACCGUUCCAGAAUAUGAUUUUCGCUCACCAAGUGAACUACCUCUGUAUCUUUUGCUGGGAGUCCUUUGUGGCAUGGUUUCUAUAACCUUAUCAGGAUGCACAUCUUUAGCUCUGGAAACAGUUAACUACCUUCAACGGACCACAGGUGUAACAAAGGCCAUAUUUCCUGCAUUGGGUGGACUCACUGUUGGUUUGAUAGCUUUAUCAUAUCCUGAAAUUUUGUACUGGGGCUUUGAGAAUGUGGACAUUCUACUUGAAUCACGACCUUUCGUAAAUGGUCUCCCUGCUAAUAUUUUAUUUCAGUUAGUUGGAAUGAAAAUACUUGCGACAUCCUUGAGUCGUGCUUCUGGAUUGGUGGGAGGCUACUAUGCGCCAUCCCUUUUUAUUGGUGCAGCAACAGGGAUGGCUUAUGGAAAAUUCAUGAGCUCUACACUAUGUGGCCCCAGUCCAUUGAUUCAUCUCCCUCUCUUGGAAGUGGCAUCACCUCAAGCAUAUGGUCUGGUGGGCAUGGCUGCUACUCUUGCAGGUGUGUGCCAAGUACCUCUAACAUCGGUUUUGCUUCUUUUUGAGCUAACGCAAGACUACCGAAUUGUUCUACCACUGCUUGGAGCUGUGGGGUUAUCAUCAUGGAUAUCAUCCAGCCAGAAUCUUAAAAGAAAUGUUCCAAGGAAGUUGGAUGAGUUGAAAGUAAAUGACAAAAAUGGUUCACAACCUACAGGCUCAAUCUAUGAAGACCAGGACACUUAUUAUGCAGCUGCUUCUGCUGAAAGUGGUGGUAUUGGCUUAUGUGAGCUUGAGAAUUCUCUCUGUGUUUUUGAUGUCAGUGCUGAAGUUAGCAGUUUGGCAGACAAGCUUACUGUUUCUCAGGCUAUGAGAACUAAAUUCCUGACUAUCUCAAUGAAUACUUCAGUAAUUGAGGCAGUCACUCUCAUGCAAGUGGAGAAGCAAUCCUGUGCAGUUAUAAUUGAUAGCACUGGUUUCUUGGUAGGAUUGCUAUUGCUCGAGGAUAUCCAAAAUUUUAGCAAAUUGGCAACGACAAGAGGCGUUGAAAUUGAGGCAGAAAAAAUUCUGGUAUCUGAUAUCUGUCACCCGGAUGGAGGCAAGCGCAAGGUGUGGACAGCUACACCUGAAAUGAAACUUGUAACUGCCGAAAGUAUCAUGGACUCACAUGGGGCGAAUCAUCUCCCUGUUGUUUCACAGCAUAUUGAUGGACAAGAAAGUGGGCAAUUGGUUGGUCUACUCGAUAGAGAAUGUAUUAGCAUUGCCUGCAGUGCUGUAGCAGCUAAAGAAUAUCUCAGCCUUUACACGGUCACCAGAAGGCUCGAGUCUUAAGCUAGAAGCAUUUUCGGCAGAUUCAUGUGAUCCUUUGUGAUUCUGGAAUUAUGUUGCCAAACACUAAUUAGCAAGUUUUACAAGUAGAGAAACAGUGUCACUUUGUAGCUGUGCUAUUAAAAGUUGUCAUUCAUAUGUUCCUACUGUUCUUACAGUUAAUUUACCGAAAACUUGUAUACUAACAGAUGCCAAUGCCUUUAUACCAAUGAAAGCAGGAUUAGAGCUACUGUUUCA